AUCACAUUAGCUUAAAUAAGCGGUUCAAGUCUUUUUCUCCAUCCAUUGAACAUUCAUUUUAUUGACCUUUAAUCUGCUAGUUAUAAUACAGGAAAGGUGAAAGGUAAGAACAGAUUUUCUAAGUUCUGUUUAUCUUAACUUCUGAGAUUAAGAGCCGAACUUUCAGAAUUUGUUCUUAAAACUUUCCCAUUAAAGCUUUUCUAAGCAACCCUUCUGAAAUCAGAUUCUAUACUGCUCAUUUUAGAUUCAUCAGGAAAAACAUAAUGGGAUUCACUGGGACCUUAGAGAAAUGCAAGGCCUGCGACAAGACUGUUUAUUUCAUCGAAUUGGUGUCUGCUGAUGGAGUUCCUUAUCAUAAGAAGUGCUUCAAAUGCAGCCACUGCAAUGGACUUCUUGUGAUGAGUAGCUAUUCCUCGAUUGAUGGAGUUUUAUACUGCAAACCUCAUUACGACCAGCUCUUCAAGGAGACCGAUGAAGAGAAGAAAAACUGCCUGACAAAGGCCCCAAGCAAACUUUCCUCCAUGUUCAGUGGCACCCAAGACAAAUGUGCUUUCUGUAAAAAAACUGCAUACCCAUUAGAGAAGGUGACUGUGGAGGGAGAAUUCUAUCACAAGUCAUGCUUCAGGUGUUCUCAUGGGGGUUGCUGUAUCACACCUUCUUCUUAUGCAGCUCUUGAUGGUAUCCUAUACUGCAAGGCCCACUUUGCUCAAUUGUUUAAGCAGAAGGGUAGCUACAGUUAUCUCACCAAAACUGCCACAAUGAAGAAAAACGCAGUAAAUUUGCCAGAAGAAAAAUCCGAAGCAGCAGAAAACAAUGAAACAGUACCAGAAGCAAACGCAGAUGCUAACUCUGAUUUAGCCAUUGACAAGAGACAUCAUAAUUCAUGAGAAUCUGCAGAGCUAGUUCUCAAUGCUGUGUUGUUCCUUUCACAUGCCUCUCUAGGGGACAUUGAGGUUACAAGAGUGGUUGCUUUCCUUGUUCCUACUCAGGCAUGUGUCAACAGAGAAUGGGAACCUGGAAUUUUGUUUCGCCUUGGAAUUUGGAAACUAAAUAGAGACUUCUGUAAUAUUUCUAUUUUGCAGGUGCAGUUGAUGAACGAAAAUAAAAUUUCACUUCUUUC
Populus trichocarpa (black cottonwood) is the source of this 1120-nucleotide messenger RNA. RefSeq names its product LIM domain-containing protein WLIM2b. Gene Ontology annotation, biological process: actin filament bundle assembly. Gene Ontology annotation, cellular component: actin cytoskeleton; plasma membrane. The transcript is spliced from 5 exons. Gene Ontology annotation, molecular function: actin filament binding. The record is from RefSeq and is a predicted model, not a curated record. Lineage: Eukaryota; Viridiplantae; Streptophyta; Magnoliopsida; Malpighiales; Salicaceae. The coding region runs from base 264 to 887 and encodes 207 amino acids.